Messenger RNA from Macrobrachium nipponense, 7451 nucleotides. Its product is annotated as zinc finger E-box-binding homeobox 1-like. Gene Ontology annotation, biological process: regulation of transcription by RNA polymerase II. NCBI's taxonomy places the organism in Eukaryota, Metazoa, Arthropoda, Malacostraca, Decapoda, Palaemonidae. Gene Ontology annotation, molecular function: protein binding. The record is from RefSeq and is a predicted model, not a curated record. Gene Ontology annotation, cellular component: nucleus.
GGUUAUCGCACUGUGGCCAAGGCUUAGCCUACUGAUAAACAUCUUAUAAGCAACACGGACAAAUCAGCGAUACUGUGAUUCAUACCUGUGAUAUAGACUGAGAAGCGGUCCUGGGAAAAACCUGUGGCUAGCUGAUCCUGCAACUGCAGAUUGCGACUAAGGAUGACCCACUGUAUAGGUGUCAAUGACCACAACUGGAAGUAGUCCCUUCCCUUGAUAAUGCAAUUUUUUCACUAAGUAAACAUUAUCAGAGUCAGUUACUGGGAUUGGUUUAAGAGGAAGUGUGAGCUUGUGUUCCCUUGCUGUUUACUUCUCAAUUAAAUGCCUGAGACAUGGAGGAAGGCCUCCUGUCAUUGAAGUGGAAUAACCACAACUCCACUUUCUUCCAAAACCUCUCAGUCUUGCGGGAAAAGCACACAUAUACAGAUGUGACAUUAGCUUGUGAUGGGAGGUUGUAUCCGGUGCACAAGUUCAUUCUUUCAACUUGUAGUGAAUACUUCAGUGAUAUAUUUACUUCUAAUAGUGGUAAUAAUAUCGUUAUAGUUCUGAAAGAUGUGAGGAGACAAGAUUUGGAAUAUUUACUUGAUUACAUGUACCUGGGACAAGUAGAUGUUGCUCAGUCAGAACUGUCUAGCCUUAUAAAAACCGCGGAGUGCCUUAAAAUCAAGGGUCUGGCCAUCCCGGAUGAUGAGCCCCAAACACCAUCACGGAGGGGUACUGACGAAAGAGAUCCAGACUCCAGCCCUCCCUCCAAAAAAAAGCGACACCAUGCGGACGAAAACAGAACUGUGGGUGCGUCUAGUAAUAAUAGUAACAAUAUUUCCAGUAGGGUUCCACCUAUUCUCGCCAUUCCACCCCCAUCCUUGCCACCUCACACAGUGCAACAGCAACAAGCACUGCUCCAGAGAUUACAAGUGCCGGUUAGUCAAUCCCAGCAUCCACCUACCUCACAACCUAGUGGUAAAGUGCAUUCUUCAAGCCUGACACACAUUGCAUCACCACGAACUCUGCAAGUAACCACAGGUUCGGCCCAUCCCUCACAUGUUCCACCUCUUUCUUCACCGACACAACCCAGUUCGAUGCCACUCAUAAAGCAAGAGGUGACAGAACCCCCAGAGAGCGAAUAUGGAAAUGAAAGUUUUGAAGAAUCUAAACCUGAUGUUUCUGAAUCUCAGCAUUUGGAACAGGACAUGGCUGUUGCAGGACCUUCAGGCAUUCAAGGGCCUGCUGAUAACUGGGAUGGGGAAAGUGACCUUAGUGGAUAUGCUGGUGGAGAGGCAUAUCCAGAAGGAGGAAUGGAAGAGUCCGGCGACUCGGAGGCACAGGGGGUGGCGGACAUGGAGAGGAAGUACAAGUGCGAGUGGUGCGGGAAGGGAUUUAGACUCUCCGUCCAUCUGAAGGAUCAUGUCAGGACCCACACGGGGGAGAAGCCUUACCAGUGUCCAAUAUGCCAAAAGGAUUUCACACAGCGGUCUAAUUUGAGGACGCAUCUCAACAAGAUUCACAAGGAACAAUUAGCAUAUGUUAAGAACCGCAAGGGCAGAGUAACAAAAUUUCCUGUAAAACAUGAUUAUAAUCCAAGUAUAGUUUCCCCUACUGGUAAUAAUAGCAAUAGCUUUCCUCAUCAUAGUCCCUCAGCUGAUAUGAAAAGACUAGUGUACAACACUAGUGAUCUUCCCAAACCAAUCCUCCCAAAACCUUGUUUACCUGACCAUUCUGUUAUGCCUUUCCUUUCUAAGGAAACGGUUAGUUUUUUACAAAGGGAUGAACUGACAGUGCUCUAUAAGGACAGUAGUUCAAAUAAUACAGAAGCAGAGAAACAUUUGCCAUUGUCACAGCUCAUGUUUCAGCAUCCACCUGAUGGAGAGUCACAAGUAUAUCCUGUAGAUCCUCAUGUCAUAGAAGUAGAUUCCAAAUCUUUGGUUAAUAAAGACACUGUAGUACAACAGCCAGUCAUUGCAAAAGAGACUGCUUUGAAAUCUCCUCAGAAAGAAACUUUGUUAAAAGCCUUACUUCUUAAAGGAUCUACUACAUCAGAGGUUGCGAGUGUUAUGCAACAAGUAAUAACUCCUCCUGGAGCUGGUCCUUCAACACCUUCCAUAGUAUCAUCAACACUACCCUCUACUCUAAUUCCUUGCUCGCUUUCUUCAUCGGUAACCUCUCACUCUUCAGCAACAUCAGGUUCUGGUGAGGAACGAAUUCUUGUCAUGGACUCGUCUAUGGUCAAACUUCCUCGUGAUGUUGCUGUCUCACGUAGUAGCCUCCUCUCUCCAGUUGAUAAAGGAGAAUCUUUUGUUGUUAUAGAAGCCUCUGGAAUGGCUUCACAGGAAGGUGCUUUGGUUACAACAGAUUCACAAGAUCAGCCACAAAUAUCAGAGGAAAUGAAAAUCCUAUUGCAAGCUAUCCAAAUAAGAGAUUCCCAAGAUCAUGGACAAUCAGGCCCUCCCAGUACUCCAUCAUUGAUAGUAAAGCCAACCACGACAGUUUCAGCUCCAGUGACUAAUGUAGUUUCUGGGCAUGUAAUUAGUCAUACAUUAGCUGUACCAACUCCUGGACCUCCAGCAGUGUCAGGAGCUGCGCUCCAGAGAAUUUCUCGUUUCUUACAUGAAAAAGAGUCGGCUAAGAAGUCUCCCAGUCAUUCUGUCACAGUCAGGAAAACUAAUCACAUCCCUGAUCACUCACAGAAACAGAGCCCUAUUUGUGAGCAAGAAUCUAUUCCUGUAUCCACUAAAAUAGGAGCUGACUCGGUGAAACCAUUGCCCCUCUUGCGACAAAUGUCCCCACCACACGUGCCCAUUACAGCUCCUCUUCCUGUACCCUCUUCAUUAAAAGUUGACCCUUCACCCAUACCUGGUGCCUCAGUAUCUUCACAUAUAGAAAGAAGGAAGCCUUUUCAAAUACCAACAAGUAGGAUAGGCAGUAAUAUCAGUUUGGAAAGAUCCCAUGACAGCAAAGAAUCCAAUGCAAAGGCAAAAGGUCAUCGAAGUGAAAGUGAAACAGUGCCUCAAACUAAGUAAGGUUUUGAUAUAUAUGAGUAGUUCAUAGCAGGUUAGUUUAAUGUUCUUCAAAUGGUUCGUUAAUUUCUAGGAUUGUCAGCCAUCACAUGAUUUGAUGUUUUCAUUUCAGAAAAAUCAUUUGUUCCACCUGUCAUCUUGUGCCUUCUUUUUUUCCUUUCACAAGUGCAAUGUAUGGAAUUUUUUUUCUUCAUUUUACAGACAUUUAUCACUACUUCAUUAAAGGUAUUGAAUAUUGUAAAAAUACCUGACCUUGGGAAGUGUCAUUUACUUAUAAAUCAGCCAUUCAGAAUUUCUUGGAAAUAAUGUUCUACCAUGGUUAUGCUGGCUUUCUAUUGAUCUAUCCUCUUGUGUUUUGUGCCUUAAAGUAUAACACUAUAUCUUUGCCUGCAUCAAUGAUAGAUCAGCAUUUUGGGCCUUGAGUGUUUAUAUCUUUGUAUCCUCAUUGCAAUGCUGUCUGUGCAAGCUGGAGGGAGGAAACCCACAUUGCUUUUAUAUAGCCUAUGUAUGAUGCUAUUGCUCAUAUGAAUAUGUUGCCUGAUAAACAGCCUUAUAUCUUGAAUCUUUCUACAAUACACAUGCUUGCUUGAUUAAGUCUUACUACAUCGAUACAUAUCGCUCUAUGUGCCAGCUUGUCUGUAUAUAUAAGGCUCUUAUUUUUUUUAUGCCCAAUCAUACUUGGUUUCUUUGAAGACAAGUAAGAAACUGUCCUCUUAUUCAGGCAAAACUGUGGACUUCUCAAAAAUAGAUGAAAGUCAAGUACUAGCUGCUUUCAUUUUGCAUAUUGGAAAUGUAAGUGGUAUUGCUUUUGCAAAUAUUCUUCCAUGUAUAAAGAAUGCCAUGUGGUUUUAAGAAGACUGUCUGUACUGGUGUUUAUUGUUGCAGCUUGUAUAGUUAUAUUGUAGUUUCAUUUGUUAAGUGUACAGUAUUUUUACAUAAUCUUGAAAGUUUUGUGAUAUGUAAUAUAUGUACAGUAAAAUCUUGAGAAAUUCCUCUUGGUUAUGUUUGUUCUUUAUGAUAAAGACUUGAUUUUAUCAUGUCGGAAGUAUUUACCAGUUAAUUUUUUCCUAGUUAUUUUUUUCCUAAGUUAUUCAUAAUUUCACGAAAAAUACUGUUUGAAUUAAAGUAAAUCAAUGUAUCAUUUCAUUGGCAUUGUUUUUUGCUUAUAUUAUUAUCAGAACCAAAGUAGUAAAUUAGCAUGGUAAUAUUUUAUUGUGAUUUUGAGUACGCAGUAUGUUUGUUUAUGUAUAUACUCUUUGUAUGUACGAAGGUAUAUACUUGUGUACCAAUGUAUGCAUGCAUAUUUUGUGAAUACUGUACAGUACUUCAUACUUUAGAAAGUGGCAUUGAUAUAAAAAGAUUGAGUGAAUGAUUGAGAAUUUAUUUGUAGUGUUUAUUUGUAUUUUGUUACAGAGAUCUUGUAUUUUGAUGUUAUAUCUUAAGAAAAUAAUAUAGAGAGCAAGUUUGAGGUAGGAGAUAAAAUUUUUAGUGCUGGAAAAAUGUUAGUGGAGAGAAUGUAGUAGAUAAAAAUCUAUAGUGCUGCAAAACUUAUACGUAGUGAAGAGAAUUGCCUGGUGAAUACUGGAAUGAAAUUCUGUGCGUUUCAGUUUUUAAACUGACCAAUGUCCUUCUUUCCUUGACGUCAUGGUCUAAAAGUGCUGGAAUUGAGAAUAUUUAUAUUUUUAGUUGAUCUUUUGUGACAAGUGGAUAUGUUAUAGAUUUCCAUGUUAUUAAGACUUCUGUUUAAUUUUAAAUUAAUGAAUUUUUGGCUUAGUUCAAAGUUAUCUAGUAUGAACUGAAAAGAAAGUCAAACCCCUUAGUAUUAAAAUAUUGAAAUCAUUAUCUGAUUUUCCUAUUUAUUACUAAGGAUUCUUUUGAAGUCAAGUUGCUGGUUGCUGGCUAUUUUAAUGGUCAAAAAGCCGAAUAUUAUCCAAUCGUUUAUUCAAAAGUUAAAGAAUUUACUCUGCAGUUGUUUUCUUUAUAGGUUUUCUGAGUAUUUUUUAAAAGAAAAAUUUGACUAGCUGAAAGGCUUUUAGACGCAGAACCUUUUUGUAUUAUUCUGUAGCUCUAUUGGUGAUGGGGAUCCAUGGUUCAGUAAGGGACAUGAAUUUUAAGAUGGUCAGAAUGGUCAAUAGUAGACGAUUUUAUUUAAAAACUUGGAAUUUUUUUGAAGAAGUGCCUUAGAAGAAAAAUGGCAAACUAGUCUUUAGAAUAUUCAUUAUUGUACUUAGCUGUUUGCAGUUUAUGGGUGAAAUGGUAAAGGUCUUGACCUGGAGAGAAAAAGAAGUGUGUGCAUGAAAUUUUUUUAUAUAUAUAGCUUUUUAAGAAGUAGAGAAAAAUCUGUUUAGGUUAAAGUAUAGGAAAUGUACCUGCAUAUUCUUGUCAGGGUAGUGUGAUUGGGAGAGUAUUUUGCUUGUGCUUAGUUUAGCCAGAGACUUAUCCCAGUGCAUGCCACCCCAUGAUGUAUAACAGAUGGUAAAUUGACUCCUCAGUAACCCUUAGAAUUUUACCAUUAUAUUUUGGAAACUUGUAAAUCAAAUAAAAUUCCUCAUGAAUUAACAGCAUGUUUUUUCUAAGGAAAUUUGGUCUGUUUAGCUGGAGCUUUUUAGUGGAAGUUUAUGUUAGUGGUUGAAUUUAUAUGAAAGAAGUUGAGUAGAUGCAAGAAAUGUGAAAAAUGAAUUUAUCCUGUUAAACCAAAAUUAUCCAUUACAUACUUUAUUUAAAAAUGUGCUAAAUCAGGUUUGUUCUCAUGCAACACUGUAGCUUUAUUAAGAGCUAUUUGGUUACUGGAAGUGGUGGUAUAUGAAUUUUUUAAAAUUUGAACAAUUCCAAGAAAAAUAGUUCUCAGCAACUGAAGUUUUGAGAGGAAGUGGAAAGAUGAAUUUUGCUAAUAGAAAGAAUGCUGGAUGACUUUUAACUCCAAAUUGAAGGUGCUUAUUUAACCCCUGCAAGUUUCAUAGUUAUCCUGCAUAAUUCUGUCUGAAUGUUGAGAAUAUGGGAUAACAUUACUUUGUAAUGUUCAUUUUGCAGUGGUUAUAAUCUUCAUUGUUGACUUAUUUGAUGCAAAUCCCCAGAUAUUGUGAAAAUCUUUCAACAUUUUCAGUUGAAAGUAGUAAUUUUUGCAAAUUAUUAUGUAAAUAAAUAAAUAUGUCAUGCCAGCUUGGUAAAAUUUGAGGAUUUCGACUGUCGGUUAAAACAUUAUAAUGCAAAUAAAAAGUACGUAUUCAUAAAGGUAGGAACCGUGCUUGACCUUAUUACCUUAACAAUGUUGUAAGAACAUUAGUGCCAGGAUUCAAAGAGAGUAGAGAGUUGGACCAGCUCUAUAGAAUUAAUAUAGGAAUGGGAAGUUCAGCUGAUAAUUGUAGCUGCAAAAUGAUUAUAUGGAACGCUUUGAUUAUUUUUAUCUGUCUCUGUUAUCUUAUGUACCUCUUAUACAUUCAGGUCUACAUAUUGUGGGAAGAAGAGGAUGCCAUUGACUAUUGCUUUUAUACUGUAUUUUGCUUUACAUUAAUUUUUUGAGUUAUGGUACAAUUAAAUGUUACUGGAAAAAACAUGGAAGUGAUUGUGGUUAAGAUAUUUAGGAAUUAGUUUAUUUUUUUAUAGCUGCUGUUAUGAUGAUGUACUAUAUGCAUCUUUCUAUCAUUCAUCAUUUUUAACAUUGAGUUCUAAAUGUAAAUAUUCAUACAAUACCAUAUUCCUUAAUAAAACCUUACUAUUGCAUAUUAACUCUUAAUUUAUGUUUUUUUUGACAUAGAGAUUUUAAUAUAGUCUUAAUUUACUGGGGGCAAGUUUUUCUUUCAUUUUGAUAAUAAAUAAUUCAUGUCCUUAGUACAUUGCAUUACAGUUCCUUGUCAGUGCUGCAACAUUAGAUCAUAGGUUUUUGUUUUCUAAUUUAAUAAAUACAGUACUAUACUUCUCUCUCUCUCUCUCUCUCUCUCUCUCUCUCUCUCUCUCUCUCUCUCUCUCUCUCUCUCUCUCUCUCUCAUGUACUUGCUUUAACCAUUUACUUCAGGGAAGGUGAUUUUCAUUUCAGUUAUUCAUUAUAGGGUUUUCAAAUCCUAGAUUGCAGAAUGUUGAUAAGUGGAAUACUUGACUGAGAAAUUCAAUGUUUGGAAUUUCCUGUUGGUGGAAGUGUUGAUGUCAUCUUAUUGUAAAAGUACAUCAGUUACUGCUUGCUUUAUAAUAAAGCUGAUGGUGGCAGCACUGGGUGUAAUUUUGUGCCAUUCUGUUUAUUGUGCUUAUGAAAAGAGAGAUAUGAUAAAGUGUAAAUAGCCUUAAAGUACAUUUAAAUACUUUAAUGAAUAUAUAUGAAUAUAGAAAGAGAAUAAGUAAAUAAAGGUAUACUUAUUAGAUGUUAUUUGAUUAUAUUGUUAAAACACCAGCUUUGCUGAAUUGCAAAGGUAUGUAGAUAUUGUAAAUUAAUAAAAUAAUAUGGGA